Messenger RNA from Melanotaenia boesemani (Boeseman's rainbowfish), 3947 nucleotides. It is a transcript of the gene pknox2, whose product is annotated as pbx/knotted 1 homeobox 2. The coding region runs from base 264 to 3161 and encodes 965 amino acids. Gene Ontology annotation, biological process: regulation of DNA-templated transcription; monoatomic cation transport; positive regulation of interleukin-1 production. The transcript is spliced from 20 exons. Gene Ontology annotation, molecular function: DNA binding; channel activity. The record is from RefSeq and is a predicted model, not a curated record. NCBI's taxonomy places the organism in Eukaryota, Metazoa, Chordata, Actinopteri, Atheriniformes, Melanotaeniidae.
AUGUGUUGGAGAAGGGAUGAACCUAAAAGUUGCAGGAUGGUAGAUCUCAAGGACUGGCACCCCUAGGAACAUGGUGGUGGUUUAGCAUGACAAUCUGGGACAAAAGAAAAGACACCAACUGCAGAUAUUAGGGAUUCAUCUUCAGCUUCCCUUCAUGUAGCAGAGACGCGAGGAUGCUGUACCAGUGCUGAAUAAGGCAGGCUUUGACUGGAGAUUUGGAUACUUGAUGUGGGCCAGCUAAAUUCUCGAUGUGAAGCUGCCCCAUGAUGCAACAUGCGUCCCCAGCACCUGCAGUGACAAUGAUGGCCACCCAGAGCGUUCCUCCACCAUCGUACCAGGAGAGCCAACAGAUGACGGGCACCAGUCAGCAGAACGCCAAGACCCCACAGGUCCAUAUCCCAGCAGCCUCUGCAGCAGGAAAUACCUCUGUCAGUGUAACUCUUGACCCCCAGGCCCAGCUUGAGUCUGACAAGAGGGCUGUUUACAGUCAUUUUCAAAGACAUCCGUUGUUCCCCCUGCUGGCGCUUUUGUUUGAGAAGUGCGAGCAGGCCACGCAGGGAUCUGAAUGCAUCACGUCUGCCAGCUUUGAUGUAGACAUUGAAAACUUUGUCCACCAGCAAGAGCGAGAACACAAGCCCUUCUUCAGUGAAGAUCCAGAGCUGGAUAACUUGAUGGUAAAGGCCAUUCAGGUGUUGCGGAUCCACUUGCUGGAAUUAGAGAAAGUCAAUGAGCUCUGUAAGGAUUUCUGCAACCGUUACAUCACAUGCCUCAAAACCAAGAUGCACAGCGACAACCUUCUCCGUAAUGACCUUGGAGGACCUUAUUCUCCAUCACACACCAGUCUCAGCUUGCAGCAGGAACUAAUUCAGACCUCCUCUCCAUCCAUGACCUCUGUCUCCAGCUCCGUUAACCCUUCAGGGAUCGUGGUGCCUGCUGGUGGUCUACAGCAGGGCAAUGUCGCCAUGACAACCAUCAACUCACAAGUGGUAUCGGGUGGGACCCUGUACCAGCCGGUUGCCAUGGUGACAUCGCAAGGGCAAGUGUUAACGCAAGCACUACCACCAGGAACCAUCCAGAUUCAGAACUCACAGGUAAAUGUGAACCUGUCGUCUCUGUUGGACGGCGAAGACAAGAAGUCCAAGAAUAAGAGGGGGGUCCUGCCCAAACACGCCACCAACAUCAUGCGCUCCUGGCUCUUCCAGCAUCUCAUGCAUCCAUACCCAACAGAAGAUGAGAAGAGGCAGAUCGCAGCUCAGACAAAUCUCACCCUUUUGCAAGUGAACAACUGGUUCAUCAACGCCCGCCGGCGUAUACUUCAGCCUAUGCUGGAUGCCAGUAAUCCAGACCCAGCUCCAAAAGCAAAGAAAAUGAAGUCCCAGCACCGUCCAACACAGCGCUUCUGGCCAGACUCCAUCGUGGCAGGAGUACUGCAAACACACAGAUCUCAGACGGGAAGCAACUCAGAAAACCCACUGAGCAUGGACAGCCUCCAGUCGCUGUCCUCAGACUCGGCCACCCUGGCCAUGCAGCAGGCCAUGCUGGGAGCUGAUGACUCCAUGGACGGCACAGAGGAGGAUGAGGAUGAGGAGGAGGAGGAGGAAGAAGAAGAGGAAGAAGGGAUGGAGGAGGAGGAGGAAGAAGAGGAGGAAGUAGAGGAGGAGCACGAGCGGGGAAGGCAUCUGUCUAGCAGAGGAGCAGGGAGGAGAGAUCUAAGCAUGGAGCCCAGAGAGGAACUGGAUGAAGACCCGACAGGAAGGAGGAUAGAGCAGGAAUGGAUGCCUCCCCAACACCCGCUGAAAGUAUUUACAAUGUCCAUCGCCCAGGCAGCGGCCAAGGCCAUGCUAUCUGAUGCUCUGCUGCAGGACAGCUCGGGGAUACACAGGAUCAACCACCUGGAACUGGAGCUUCCUUUGGACAAGGUCAUCAAAUAUGUGUCUGUCGGCCUUCCACUGAUGCUGGUGUGCAUGGCCUUCGCCCGUGAGAUCUCAAUGGGGCCUCAGAUCAGUUGCUUCACUCCCAGCAAUUUCACUGCCAAGCAGGCCGACUACGUAGACACAUACUGCUGGGACUCUCUCAUGCAUCAUGAGUUUGACAGUGAUGGGAACUUUGAGGAGCGCUCUCUCUGGGUUCACAAAAUGUUUCCCUACUCUCUCCUGGCCAUGGCCAUCCUGAUGUACCUGCCGGCUUUAAUCUGGCGCCAGCUUGUCAUGCCCACUCUGGGCUCAGACCUGCUGUUUAUUAUCGAUGAACUGGACAAGUCCUACAACCGCUCAGUCCGACUGGCCCAAAGCAUUUUGGAUAUGCGUCAGAAUACUAAGAACCCACUUACAUUUCAGGCUGAGCUUCAGAGGGCCAAGAGGAAGCGAUACUUUGAGUACCCCCUCCUGGAGAGAUACAUGCAGUGCAAACAAAACUCUUACUUCCUUGUUAGCAUGCUUUUCCUGCGUGGCUUCCUCCUCCUGACCUUCAUGACUUCCGCCUGCCUCUAUCUGGCCUACUUCCACCUCUCGGCCUUCCUGCAGGACGAGUUCAGCUGCUUUGUCCGCACAGGGAUGCUGCGUGAUCACAGCUGGGUUCCAGAGCUAGUCCAGUGCAAGAUGAUUGGACAGCUGGUCUUUCAGGUGAUAAGUGUGGCCAACGGUGCCAUCUAUGUGCUGUUGGCACCCAUCGUCCUCUUUAGCAUAAUUCGACUCUUUGUUUGGGACACCAGCUUCAUCUCCAUCUAUGAGCUCCUCCCAGCUCUGGAUCUCAUUAACCGUCGAAGGCUCGGCUGCCCACUAAACGACCUCAAUGUCCUCUUGCUUUUUCUGCGUGCCAACGUAGCUCACUUGAAGUCCUAUGGGCAGGUGAGGGCUUUGUGCUCUCUUGCACCACCACAAAUUGGCAGCACCACUGCAGGACAGGGCUUGAAUGCAAUGCUGACUCAAGAGGAAAUGGAGGAGCGUGAAGAGGCUGCAAGGGAGCUCGCAGAGGAAGUGGAGGAGGCCAAGGAGGAGGGGAAGCUCAACUUGGUGGAUAUCAUGACUAUUCUGGGAGCAGCACAGGCAAGAGUGGUGAACUGCAGUGAGAAGAAGCCUCUGAUGGAGGAAAACAUGAGCCUGGAGCCAAACCACCAGGGGUACCAUGAGUUGAAGGAGACUGCACCAUUUAGUCAUUACUAGGCCUUCAAUGGACUGAAUCAAUGUGAUGGCAUUGAGGGACGCAGGGGGUUGGACACCAAUUGGGUCUCUGGGGUCUUAAGACCAAAAAACAAGCCUCUUUUAGAAUUAUAGGGCAAAUUGUUCUGGCUGGAAAUGUCAGUGGGUAUAGAUUUACCAGUUGUCAGCUGCUGGGCUUCUGUAGAUGUCACUGAGUGUUCUUCUGUCUCUUCAGUUUAGUCCAAUAUGUUUUCAAUAAAGAAAAAAACAUGUGUCAGGGGAAAGCAAAUGGAAGUAGCUGUUGUAAUUAUGGGGCCAGAACACCAUUUGGGAGAAAUACAUUCAUACAGCGUGUACAUGUAACGAGACGGACAUUAUGUCCAGUACCCUCUGUGGGCCCUACUGUCAGGAAUUUUCUGUGACUUUAAUUGCAUGAGCUUAAUAAGAAGUUAGUGAAUAUUAUAAUUGAUGUGCUUGCUUUUCUUUUGUUGUCAUUUCUUUUAUAAUUUCUCAAUCUCAAUCUCAACAAAUCUAUGAGCAUCAGUUUUCGACUGACUGGGACAACACAGUGAAACUGUGUAUGUUAUUACUGAAGUGGUGUAUUUUCCAGUCUUUCCAGUCAUACUUGGUUUUUGUGCUAAGGCAUCUUUUGCUCUUAGAGAUGUCAGUGGAUUCUUGACAAACUGGUGGUGUUUGGCAUCCUGACAUGUAAUUUGGAUUGCAUUUUUUUUUCUUUUUUUCUGAGUCUGUUUUUAGUAAAUCAUGAAAAAUCUGUAUUCUGUGUAUUUCUAAAUACAUUUAUUUGAUUUA